CUACACCUCAAUCACCUUUAUGUUCCAUGUGACCGAUAUGAAAAGAGAAUCAGUACCAUGAGAAAACUGUCUGGAGUAAUCUUGACUUGGCUGCUAUGAUUUUCCGAGUUAUUUCUAGGGAGUAGCCUUUGUAAAUGGCCUUGGGGAACCACAGCACCAUCACCGAGUUCCUCCUCCUUGGGCUGUCUGCCGACCCCAACAUCCGGGCUCUGCUCUUUGUGCUGUUCCUGGGGAUUUACCUCCUGACCAUAAUGGAAAACCUGAUGCUGCUGCUCGUGAUCAGGGCUGAUUCUUGUCUCCAUACGCCCAUGUAUUUCUUCCUGAGUCACCUCUCUUUUGUUGAUCUCUGCUUCUCUUCAGUCAUUGUGCCCAAGAUGCUGGAGAACCUCCUGUCACAGAGGAAAACCAUUUCAUUAGAGGGCUGCCUGGCUCAGGUCUUCUUUGUGUUUGUCACUGCAGGGACUGAAGCCUGCCUUCUCUCAGGGAUGGCCUAUGACCGCCAUGCUGCCAUCUGCCGCCCACUACUUUAUGGACAGAUCAUGGGUAAACAGCUGUAUAUGCACCUUGUGUGGGGCUCAUGGGGACUGGGCUUUCUGGACGCACUCAUCAAUGUCCUCCUAGCUGUAAACAUGGUCUUUUGUGAAGCCAAAAUCAUUCACCACUACAGCUAUGAGAUGCCAUCCCUCCUCCCUCUGUCCUGCUCUGAUAUCUCCAGAAGCCUCAUCCCCUUGCUCUGCUCCACUCUCCUACAUGGGCUGGGAAACUUCCUUUUGUCCUACACCCGUAUAAUCUCUACCAUCCUAAGCAUCAGCUCUACUUCGGGCAGAAGCAAGGCCUUCUCCACCUGCUCUGCCCACCUCACUGCAGUGACACUUUACUAUGGCUCAGGUUUGCUCCGCCAUCUCAUGCCAAACUCAGGUUCCCCCAUAGAGUUGAUCUUCUCUGUGCAGUAUACUGUAGUCACUCCCAUGCUGAAUUCCCUCAUCUAUAGCCUGAAAAAUAAGGAAGUGAAGGUAGCUCUGAAAAGAACUUUGGAAAAAUAUUUGCAAUAUACCAGACGUUGAGUUAAAAAACAAACAUUGUUGGCCCAGCACUGUGGCUCAUGCCUGCAGCAGGAGGAUUGCUUGAGCUCAGGAGUUCGAGAUUAGCUUGGCCAACAUGGUGAAACCCUGUCUCCAAAAAAAAAAAAAAAAAUAGGCCGGGCAUGGUGGUGUGCACCUGUAAUUCCAGUUACUUGGAAGGCUGAGGGAGGAGGAUCACUUGAGCGUGGGAGGUCAAGGCUGCAGUGAGCUGAGAUUGCACCACUGCACUCCAGCCUGGGCAACAGAGCAAGACCCUGUCUCAAAAAAAAAAGAUUGUGGAAAAUUUGGGUCAAGCUGCAUACAACAUGACACUGGAUAAGUUUAUAGUAGUAAGUAUUCCUGGCUACCCUCAGUGUCUGAUACUGCAAGCUGUAAAUUAGAAGUGCAUGAGAGAAUGGUACAAAGUUAUUACAAGUAGGACGGUUAACUUUAAUCCCUCUUAGUGACAAAGCAAAUUAUUAAAUUAUUACCUCAAUAAAGUUUUGUUAUGAACAUAUUCAUUCAUUUUUCUCAUUCUAAAACAUUCAUCUUGGGCUUUGCAUUUAGUAAAAUCAUUAGCGUCGCAAAUCUAUCAUUAUUUUUAAUUUACUUUGGUGAACACACUAAAAGUCAUGGCAUUUAAUAAGAACACAGUGUCAUGGAUGCGUGGGAGAGAAAAGUCACUAGAUAAGACUUGAUGGGAAGAAAGAGAAAGAUUUCCAACCGUGUGGCCAUAGAAGACAUAAACACCUAAGAGAACUUCAGAGAGGGAAUCAACAUACUGAGGCAGAACUUGGACUCAGAUAAAAUUCCCAAGAACUUCACUGUGUGUGCAGCUUGGUGGCCAGCUCUCCGGUGCAAAAGAUUGCAAGGAGGCUCUGCGGCUCUAGAAACUUCAUUCCUCACAUGGUCUUCAUUCACUGUAUACAGGAUUUAUAUUUUUUCCAAUUAGCUGAUCUUAUCAGUGUGUCUUUUCCUUGUAGAGUGCAGGCUAUGUACCCUAGACAAAUAAUCUUGUUUUGACCUCAUCUCAAGUGAAUCCUGAAACUAUCUUUGUCUCAUCUUUCAUUGUUUAGUGUCAGGUGGUUUGCCGGUUCUAAGGGCACUGAA
Molecule: messenger RNA, 2171 nt
Organism: Pan troglodytes (chimpanzee)
Lineage: Eukaryota; Metazoa; Chordata; Mammalia; Primates; Hominidae
Product: olfactory receptor 8S1
Biological process (GO): G protein-coupled receptor signaling pathway
Cellular component (GO): membrane
Molecular function (GO): olfactory receptor activity; G protein-coupled receptor activity
Source: RefSeq, a predicted model, not a curated record